GCAAACCUCGUUGCCUCCCAUCCAGCAGGGGGCGCUGACGCCAGUCAAGGCUGCAGAAAAGGAAGCACGCCUCCUGCGGUUGAAUUUGAAAACAGGCGGCAGUUUAGUGGCUGGAAACUUCACAACAAGAUGACCGCCGACAGUGAGAUAGAGUUAAAGGAGGCGUUUCAGCGGGCCCAGAAAGGACACAACAACAGGGCGAAGCUGGUGGCGAGCCUGAAGAGCCGCUACAACAGGCUCGAGGACAAGACGCUGUUCCAUGAGGAGUUCGUCCACUACCUGAAGUAUGCGAUGAUCGUGUACAAACGGGAACCUGCCGUUGAAAAUGUGAUCGAGUUUGUGGCCAAGUUUGCCACCAGCUUCCAGCCUCCACCCAACGCAGAGGAUGAGCAGCAGCAAAACGAGGAGGAGGAGGACGAAGAAGAUGAUGAUGAUCACCCAUUUCUGAGUUUCAUCUUCAACUUUCUUUUAGCGUCGCAUAAAGCCAGCAGCCACGCGGUGCGUUUCAGAGCGUGCCAGCUGAUCAACAAGUUGCUCGGCAGCAUGGCAGAGAACGCCCAGAUCGACGACGACCUCUUUGAUCGCAUCCACCAAGCCAUGCUGGUUCGUGUCACAGACAAGUUCCCCAAUGUGAGGAUUCAGGCUGCUUUAGCUAUGACCCGCCUUCAACAGCCAAAGGAUCCUGACUGUCCCACCAUAAAUGCUUAUUUGUUAAUCUUGGAAAACGAUAGCAACGCGGAGGUGCGACGUGCCGUCCUGUCCUGCAUUGCGAUGUCGCCGCGGACCCUCCCUAAAGUCCUCAAACGCACCCGAGACAUCAAAGAGAAUGUCCGCAAGCUAGCCUACCAGGUUCUUGCUGACAAGGUUCACAUUAAAGCUCUUACCAUCGCACAGAGAGUUGGUCUGCUGCAGCAAGGUCUCCAUGACACCGCAGAGUCGGUCAGAGAAGUAGUCUGCAGCCGCCUGCUGCCAGCCUGGCUGCUUCGGCUGGAUGGGGACGUCAUCGAGCUGCUCCAUCGGCUGGAUGUGGAGAACUGUGCAGAAACCGCCAUGGAAACCCUCAAGACCGUCUUCAAAACCACGCCAACCGAAGAGCUGCUGCAGAACAGGGGACAGCUCGACAACAGAAAAGUGAUCCCUGUGGACUCUGUGACGUGUGAAAACGUGCUCUACUGGAGAGCUCUGUGUGAGUUUUUGAAGGAUAAAGGAGAUGAUGGGGAGGAAAUGCUUGAACAAGUGUUGCCAGAUGCCUCAACCUAUGCUGACUACCUCUCUGGGUUUCUGAAGGCAGUGCCUAAUCUGCAAGAGGAUCAGAAGGCCGACUACAACCAGCUGGAGCUCGUCAUGACCAAGGAGUUCAUCUCCCAGCAGCUCAUCCAUCUCAUCGGUUGUCUCGAUACCAACGAGGAGGGCGGCAGGAAGCGUGUGCUGGCCGUUCUGCAGGAGAUGCUGGUUCUCCCAGAGACCCCCUCCUCCAUGGUGUCCCUCCUCACUGAGAAGUUCCUCGCCCUCAUCCCCGACGACCCGAGGCGCAUCCAGGCUGUGGCAGAGAUCAUCUCAGAUGUGAGAGAGCCCAUCACGGUGUCCAGUCAGCCGGUGGAUGAGAAUGAGAGUCGUCGGCAGCAGGUCCAGCUUGCUGAGGUGAAGGUCCGCAUCAUGGAGGCCAACCAGGCCCUGGAGGACUGCAUCGCUGCUCAGGACUUCAGUCGAGCAGCAGAGCUGAAGGACUCCAUCGCAGAUUUGGAGGAUCAGAGAAACGAAGUCCUGCAAAAGAUCUCGGGGAUAAACCAACCUGCCGACAAAGAGGUUCGCAUUGAGAAGAAUGACCCGGAGACUCUUCUGAGGUGUCUGACGAUGUGCGCUGAACUGCUGAAGCAGCUGAACAUCAAGACUCGAACCGGUCCAACCAUAAGUGCCUUGAUGUCUUCCCUGGUGCUGCCCUCCAUAGCCAACGCUCACCCUGCCGUCCGCAACAUGGCCGUGGUGUGUCUGGGAACGUGCACCCUGCACAGCAAGGAGCUGGCCAAAACCCACCUGGUCCUCCUGCUACAGAUCGCCCAGCUGGACGAGGUGAAGAUCCGCAUCAGCGCUCUGCGGGCGAUCAUCGACCUGCUGCUGCUGUUCGGCUUCCAGCUGUUGUCUCCCGCUCAGACCGCCCAGCCCACCCAGUCGCCCGACAAGCAGGACGGCGACGCAGCAGCGGCCGAGGACAAGGGAGACAGUCCAGAGGACACCUCACAGAGCAUACUGGGGAUGCUCUCAGAGUUCCUGGACAGUGAGGUGUCGGACCUCCGGACGGUGGCAGCAGAGGGUCUGGCUAAGCUCAUGUACACGGGCCGCAUCUCCAGUGCAAAGAUGCUUUCGCGCCUGGUGCUGCUGUGGUACAAUCCCGUCACCGAGGACGAUACUCACCUGCGGCACUGCCUGGGCACCUUUUUCCAGCUCUACGCCUGCUCGAGCAGAGCCCACCAGGAGGUCGUGGAGGAGAGUUUCCUGCCAACAGUCCGAACUUUGCUGAAUGCUCCGGCGACUUCUCCGCUAGCUGAGGUGGACGUUAACAACGUGGUGGAGCUACUGGUGGAGCUGACCCGUCCCAGUGUGCUCAUUAAACCUUCAGCUAACACAGAGGAGGUGUGCGUCCACGACUACCUGGCAGUGCGCAUGUGCGGGGAGAUGCUCAAAGAUCCCACGGCCCCCGAAGUCCGCCUCUAUGCCAAGGCUCUGAGCAACCUGGAGCUCAGCAGGGAGGAGACGCUGAGGCAGGACCUGACGACGCUCCUGCAGCAGCUCGUGCAGGUGGUGAAGGAUCGCGUUUGCCUUCGAGCUCUGGAGAAGAUGUUGCAUCAGCUGGUGGACUCUGAAGAGCAAGCGGAGGUGCAGAACGCGAGCGCUCUCCAACCGCUGGACGUCAACGCAGACGAGGUUGCAGCAGAGCCCGCAGCAGAAGAUCCUUCAAAAUCUGCCAAGAGACCUAAGAGAGGUCAGAGGAAAGCCUGCCCUGCCAAAGGGGGCCGAAGGCCGAGCAGGAGGGACGAGUCGUCAGAGGAGAGCGAUGGAGAAAACGUCCCAGAGUCCGUUCCUGCGGUGCGUCCUUCACGGCGGGCCAAGACUGCAGCGCUGGCGAAAACCAAACUGGACCUGAACCCUCUCAUCAAUCAGGAGGCCAAUGUGUCGUAAAAGUCCAGCUAUGGCGCUUAGCAGGAAGUCAGAUGCUUUUAUUUGUUGCUCUCUGCCUCCUAUAACCGGUGCUACGUUUAACGUCCUGCUAGUGAAAGUAAUUCAUCAGCGGCUCUGAGUAAACGGAAGCGGCUAACGUUUCUAUCGCUGUCUGUUCAUCUUUCUCUGCGUUCAUUUGUGCUCCACAGUUUUGUCUGUUUUUAUGUUUUUUUAGCGUCAUGAUUAAAGCAAAUACUGUUCAAGAAAA
This is a messenger RNA of Fundulus heteroclitus (mummichog), 3424 nucleotides long. RefSeq names its product non-SMC condensin I complex, subunit G (gene ncapg). The record is from RefSeq and is a predicted model, not a curated record. Gene Ontology annotation, cellular component: condensin complex; condensed chromosome; cytoplasm. Bases 130 to 3177 code for a protein of 1015 amino acids. Gene Ontology annotation, biological process: mitotic chromosome condensation. NCBI's taxonomy places the organism in Eukaryota, Metazoa, Chordata, Actinopteri, Cyprinodontiformes, Fundulidae. The transcript has 22 exons.